Molecule: messenger RNA, 759 nt
Organism: Penicillium pulvis
Lineage: Eukaryota; Fungi; Ascomycota; Eurotiomycetes; Eurotiales; Aspergillaceae
Product: SDR family NAD(P)-dependent oxidoreductase
Exons: 3
Coding region: 1-759 (252 amino acids)
Molecular function (GO): oxidoreductase activity, acting on the CH-OH group of donors, NAD or NADP as acceptor
Source: RefSeq, a predicted model, not a curated record
AUGAUAACAGGUGGAACAUCAGGUAUUGGCUUUGCCAUUGCAGACCGAUUCUUGCAAGAAGGAGUGUCGUCAAUCAUUCUCGUCGGCAGGUCUCGGGAGCGUCUAGAAGCAGCAGCCACGAAUCUCCGCUCUCCGGAUAAAGUACGACUCCUCGUCGGAGAUGUAGCAGAAGCCGGGACAUGGAUGCGUGAGCUUGAAAAAGAAAUGACCAAUGUGGAUAUCCUUGUCAACGCCGCAGGAAUCUCUGUUACAAAUAUCCUCCCCCGAUCCGAGCUAGAGGAUAUCUCCAAGAUCCUGCGCACAAAUCUCGAAGGCGCCAUACUGACUUCACGAGCAUUGAUGCGUGCCGCAAUUCGCAGCCGCGUGCGCAACCGAAAUGCCGCAGAGGGAGAGAAAAAGCCUUCUUCUAAAUGUAUCAUCAACAUCUCCUCAUUGUUAGCCCUCAAGGCAGGAACGGGCGCUGUGCCUUAUGCUGCAUCAAAGGCUGGCCUUUUGGGAUUGACCCGGUCGCUGGCUGUUGAGGCAUCGGCUUCGUUGAAGGAUGUUGUGAUCCGGUCCAAUGCUAUUCUCCCAGGGUACAUUGAGACUCCUAUGAUCGCAGACUUCACACCCGGUGAAGUCGGGAGACUGAACGAUAUCAUACCUCUUCAUCGAUUCGGGAAACCGAGUGAAGUGGCCGAUGCGGCUGUCUUCCUAGCGCAAAACGAAUAUGCCAAUAAUUGUGUGCUCAACCUUGAUGGCGGGUUAAGUGCAGUCUGA